This is a messenger RNA of Eurytemora carolleeae, 1270 nucleotides long. RefSeq names its product 28S ribosomal protein S9, mitochondrial-like (gene mRpS9). Gene Ontology annotation, biological process: translation. Bases 14 to 1222 code for a protein of 402 amino acids. Lineage: Eukaryota; Metazoa; Arthropoda; Copepoda; Calanoida; Temoridae. The transcript is spliced from 7 exons. The record is from RefSeq and is a predicted model, not a curated record. Gene Ontology annotation, molecular function: RNA binding; structural constituent of ribosome. Gene Ontology annotation, cellular component: ribosome; mitochondrial small ribosomal subunit.
UUCAGAAGUAAAGAUGGCCGGAGCAGUCUGCCGAACCUGGCAGCGGUCAACCCUUCUCCCAGGUCUCUUCUCUAGUCUCAAGGCGCAGAUAUCAACCUUCCCCAUCCUAAGGAGCACCCAGGAGGAGACCAGCGUCCUGUCGGAAUCAGAGCGGGUGAAGCAGGAGCGGAAGAUGUCGUCUGCUAUGCGUCUCUACCUGCAGAGGAAGCGUGAUCACGAUAUAUUUAUCUCCAGUGAGGAGGCAGAGUUUGAGAUGGGUCGGCAACAUCUUGCUAAUAUGAUGGGGAUGGAUCAUGCAACUAUGACACAGGAGAAUAUAGAUGAGAGUAUAGAAUACUUAUUCCCCUCUGGUCUAGUUCCUGAAGCAAGACCCAUUAUGAAACCUCCCAAAGAGAUAUUUCCAAGACAAAAAGAGGCUGAAUUUGAUGCUCAAGGUCGACCCUACCAAACCUUUUUCUACACCCGGAAACCGGAUUUACAAAACCGGAUAUUUAAACUCCGAGACAGUAUUGAGGCGGUGACUAUAUUUGGGGAGAGGUUAGCUAAGCAGGGUAAGCGAGCUGACCCCCAGCAGGUCCUGGAUAUGGGUCAGAUGGCGGACUCAAGGUGGAUUACCAAGGACGAGCUCUCCAGUCUCACCCUAGAGCUCAUAACAGACUCGGAUCACAGGGAGUUUGUAAAUGUCCUGGAGAGAUUAGUGUCUCUUCCUUUUUCAUACAGGGUUCGAGACGAGAUAUUUAGUUAUCGUGUAUCUGAAGGAAUCUCUUUAAGUAAACAAACAUAUUUAGUUCCUGAACAUGAUGAGAAAGGAAGAGCCUUCGUUGAGUUCGAGGGUCAACGUAAGACGGCCUGGGCUCAUGUUCGUGUGACUAAACCAGGAUCAGGAGGUGUAGUUAUCAAACACGCCGAGCAUCCUCAUUAUCUGAUGGAUCUAGGAUAUUUCUUUGCUCUCAAGGAGAGAUUAGCCAUCAUGUAUCCUCUACAGUUUACCAAGUUGCUUGGAUUGGUGGAUCUUGAUAUCACUGUGAAGGGAGGGGGUGUGUCCGCUCAGGCCGGGGCGGUCAGGUACGCCCUCUCAAUGUGCCUCAGAUCUUUUGUUGAGAAAUCAGUUGUAGAUGAUAUGAAGAUUAAUGGACUUCUAACCCAGGAUAUACGUGUGAGAGAGCGGAAGAAGCCUGGAAAAUCAGGGGCCAGGAAAAAUUACACCUGGAAAAGAAGAUAAAAAGAUGAAAAUAAAUGUUUUGAUAAAUUUAGUUUCUAAUAUUUCAGA